AUGUCUUUACGCAAAAAAAUUAAUCAAUGUGGAAGUAAAAAAGCAAAAUUUCAAAUUGGAAUUUGUAUUUUUCCUACUCUUCCACCUGAAAUGUUUAUAAAUAUAUGUCAAUACUUACCACCAAAAGAUUUACUUUCAUUAGCUCAAGUUUGUAAAUUAUUCAAUGGUUAUUUAUGUUUUGAAUCUUCAACUACUACUCAAGAAAUUUGGAGAACUUCUAGAUGUGAAUUCUUACCUUUUUUACAAAUGCCUCCACCUGAAGGUAUGACUGAACGUCAAUAUGUUAAACUUGUAUUAGAAAGAGGUUGUCAAUUUUGUAAAAAACCAAAAAUUCGUAAAGUCUAUUUUGAAUUUUUGGUAAGAUGUUGUGAAGAUUGUUUAAAAUCAAAAACUAUAAGAAGAGAUCAAAUUGAAGAAAUUAUGCCAGAACUUUCUAAUCUAGAUGAUAUAAUCUCUGGUUUACCAUUCAUACCUUCAUGGUCUAGACGUGAUUGGGAUAAUGAUACUGAUAAAAAUCCAUCAAGUCUUUAUUGGAAAUCUGAUGUUAUUGAAACAUUAAAAGAAUAUAUUUCUAUUCCUGAAAAUCCAUCAUCAUUUCGAGAAGAUUGGUUAAAUCAGAAACAAAAAGAAGGUGAUGAAAAAAUGAAAGACAUUAUUGAACGUAAAAGAGAAAAUAACAAAGGAUUAAGGGAAAAAAAUAUGAAAAAUUCUCAAAAGAAAUUUGAACGUUCCAAUCUAAUUAAAACAAAAAUUUUAUUAAUGAAGGAUGAAAAAAAUGAAAAUAAUUGUUUGAAAUUUGACAAGGAUAUACUUGAAGAUUGUCAAACUUAUAAAAAUUACAUGUUUAUGUUCCAACGAUCUGCUCUUCCAUUUACUGAACGUGCUUGGUUACUUUUAAAAAAUAAAUUAUUAAAAGAGUACGAAGAUUCUUAUGAACGUAAAAGACAACGUCGUAGAGAAAGGGAAAGAUCUUGGUCUAGAGAAACUGUUUUUCAAAUGAGGCAAUAUGAUAUUUAUCUUUUAGCAAAAACUUGGCUACCCGAAUCUGUAAAAUCAUCCAAAUCAGUAGAUUCUUCUGAAUUACUCACAUCAUCUGAUAUCGAAGUUCUCAACACAUCUGAUAUAUCUAGCACAUCUAGUACAUCGAACGCAUCUAAUGCAUCUAACACACCUACCGUAUCUAACACGUCUAAUGCAUCUAAUACAUCUUCAUAUUCUGCAAGUUCAGUGGUCACCUUUGUGGAGGAGCCGGAUUCAAUUUCAGAUGUUACUGAAAAUUCUGUUACUGUUUCUAAUGUUCCUAGUGUUCCUAGUGUUCCUAGUGUUCCUAAUCUAGUCUCUGAAAAUUUCUCAAAUAUAGAUAUUUUACCCAUCUAUACGUCUAUUACGGAUUUUACAUAUGCCACAUCUGGCUUUUCUGAUUAUGUUUAUACAAACUCUUAUGAUCCUUCAUUUGUGCCUACGAACUCUUUUACUAUUUCUCAAAACUCUAUCAUUAACGAUAUAAAUGAUUCACAUUUUUCUACAAGCUCAUUAAAUUCUACUUUAAAUUCUUCAUUCAAUCUCGAAGAUUCUACUAAUAUGGAUCAAUUUUCAUUACUUUACAAAUAUCUUCCUUGGUGUCCCUCAUUUAAAAAUCCUCCUUUUCAUAAUAACGAUCCUUAUAAUUUAUGGGAUAAUGGAUUUUUACAAAAAACUUUAAUGCCAAGAAUUUGGAAUGAAGCUUUAAAUCUUAAAAAAACAUUUUCUUCUUUCUCAAGUAAUGAUUCAAUUACUUCUAACAAUUUAUCUGUUCAAAAAGCUGUUCUUUGUAAUAUGAAAUCAAAUAAUAUAUUUCAAUGUAAAUUAUGUAAACAACAUUUGUUCAAUUUUAAUUCUUGUUAUUCAUCUUUAUAUACAAAAACUUUUCUCUCUUAUUCUGAACCAGUUUCUUAUUUUCAUGUUAGACGGCAUUUAUAUAAUGAUCAUAAAAUAUUUCAUAUUUUGGACGAUCAAAUGAUUGAUGUCGUCUUUAAGGGUUUUAUUAAUCAUGGUUUUACUAGUACUGUCAAUACUUUUAUCCGUUUGGAUUGUGUUAAAAGUUUAAGUUCUGCUGGUUAUAAUUUUUGGUUAUUAGAUGGGAUUGUUAAUUUUUAA
This is a messenger RNA of Cetraspora pellucida, 2136 nucleotides long. Lineage: Eukaryota; Fungi; Glomeromycota; Glomeromycetes; Diversisporales; Gigasporaceae. The record is from the annotation of a GenBank genome assembly.